ACUCGACGAUAUAUUUAAGAUGACACAUGGCAUAAGAAUGAAGAAACGAGUUAUCUUACUGCACGUAAUAAAUGCCAUUAAUAAGAACGUUCGGAUUUAUCAAUAGAAACGGCUUUCUCGCGAAGAUCGGUAUUAGUUGGUUCGCAAGGUCGGCAUGAUUGAGCUGUGUGUGUCGUAUGAUACAAAUUAUUCUUCCCCGCGUCAUCAAGUUAAUUCACAAUACCACCGAAGUGACGACAGAACAUACGCACGAGAUAAUAUGCGUUCUUCCAGCUGCGUGGUGUUUUUUUUUUUCGAUUUCAAGCAACAGAGUCAAUAAGCGCUAUCAGAAGUGAUGAUAGAUCAAUGAUUGACUUUCUUGAAAACGAGAAGUAAGGAGAAAAGUCACAGGACCUUUAAAUUGAGUUUAAAUCAAAAGCCUUUCUCAUUCAUCUUAUAUACGAAAGAAGAAUUCAACCGAAACAAUUAAAAAAGAAUCAUCAAGUUUCUGUUGUCAAUAACAAUUACCAAGAGAUUUCAGAAUAUUUAAAAUGAAACAAAACAUUGGAAAAACGUUAGGUAUAGAAAAAAAUGAUAACGUGAUGCACUGUAUAUCUUGAAAGGGACAUAGAUAUUUAUGAAAAAGAAAAGAAAAAAAGAUAAAAUGAUCGAGAAGGUGGGGGAGAACGUGGACACUAUAUGCUGCUGGCUUUCAGCAUCAGUGAUGUACGCUGCAUUACAUACACGCAUCAACUGUGCCAAUGUGGGGUAAGUAGUUAUCCAAUUGACAGUGCCCCCGUCUGACAUACAUAGUUCGGUCACGACGGCGGGAACAGGAGGAUCCUACGUCUCCUCCGAUGAAUACAUAGCCGACAGUGCGACAGCGAGAGUAGUUUCCUCGAAAUUGCCAUCGUGUUUCUUCGUUCUGUAUCUUCGAAAUCGCGUCGACGUCAUCGCAUGUGUCUCUGACGGAAUUUUCACGUUACCUUAUAAUUGAAAGAUAGUAUAUAAGAACCGACUGGUCGACUGGUCGUGUAUUGUGACAUAGAGAUAAUGUCGGGCCGAUCAGCGUGUUUAGAUGAUGGGUGUUUUAUCUGCGGUGAAAUAAACUCGGACACAGUUGACGAUUAUCAGUGAGACGGACAAUUUUGAAGAUUUUGUUGAAUACGUGGUCGUCGAUUUUCGACGGAAGAAGAAGGGCACGAAAAGAGAGGAGACUUCAACGAUUGACGAGAUUCCAACUCGCGCAUCCUGCGGAGUAUCCACGAUUGAGAUGCCAUUGGGCUGACACCCAAUGCUAUGGCAGCUGAUCUUUACGCGAAUGGCUCUGUGAAGUCAACGUCCGCCAGGGCCGUACGCAGCAUGGGGCAGCACAAAUCGGGCACCCUGGGUGCCGUGGCGCCUAUAUCGACAGAGGAGGAGCAGCUGAAGUUUCAAGACAGCAGAUUUCUGACGACUUUGGUCGGCAGAAGUAGGAGAAUCUCGCCGGACAUAUUGCCGUCGUGCUCGCCCGGCGUGUUUCGCCAAAAAUCGUUCCGCUCAUCCACGCCGCCACCGAAGAAGGUGCCAAUACCUUCACCGGCAUUUUCGACAGCAGCGAUAACGACAGCAACGACAAGACCCAUCUCGCAAAAUAGCCGGGACUCAUCUGCGGCCGCGGCGAACGAUCGCUGCGCUCCUCGCGCGGCCACCCCUACUGUCACUACCGUCCCCACCCCCGUGUCAGCUGUUCCACCACGUGACAGCGUUUCGCGGACCGUCGUCGGCGCUUCUCUGACGUCGUUGACGUCGUCGCGGGGCGCCCGAGCAGCCAGCAAGCAGACGCGCCUCGGUCCGGUACUGGCCAGUAAAAUGGCGUCCGCGAGCACCUCCACGGUCGUGCAGGGCUGGCCGAAUACCAAGGACGAUUACGAGCUCAAGGAGGUUAUCGGGGUUGGAGCGACCGCCGUGGUGCAUGCAGCAUUUUGUAUUCCGCGACAAGAGAAAUGCGCAAUCAAAAGAAUAAAUUUAGAAAAAUGGAAUACAAACAUGGACGAACUAUUGAAAGAGAUACAGGCGAUGUCUUCUUGCAACCACGAAAACGUCGUAACUUAUUACACAUCAUUCGUGGUAAAAGAAGAACUCUGGCUGGUUCUGAGAUUAUUAGAAGGUGGAUCCUUGCUGGAUAUCAUCAAGCAUAAGACUAGGACUACCAAUUGCAAGCAUGGAGUAUUUGACGAAGCUACCAUAGCCACGGUACUUCGAGAAGUACUCAAAGGGCUUGAAUAUUUCCACAGCAAUGGACAGAUUCACAGGGACAUAAAAGCGGGUAAUAUCCUACUAGGCGAGGAUGGCACGGUGCAGAUCGCCGAUUUCGGUGUCAGCGCAUGGCUCGCAACCGGACGCGACCUGAGUCGGCAGAAAGUCCGGCACACCUUCGUCGGUACACCGUGUUGGAUGGCGCCCGAGGUCAUGGAGCAGGUGAGAGAGGACCAUGGCUACGAUUUUAAGGCUGAUAUAUGGUCACUUGGCAUCACGGCGAUCGAGAUGGCCAGCGGCACGGCACCGUACCACAAAUAUCCCCCGAUGAAGGUCUUGAUGCUGACGUUGCAAAAUGAUCCGCCCACUCUGGAUACCGCCGCGGAUGACAAAGAUCAGUAUAAGGCGUAUGGGAAAACAUUCCGAAAAAUGAUCAUCGAUUGUUUACAAAAGGAUCCUACCAAGAGACCGACAGCCACCGAGUUGUUGAAACAUCCUUUUUUCAAAAAAGCUAAAGAUAAGAAAUAUCUGCAACAAACGUUGGUGGCAAUUGGACCUAGUUUAGAAACGCGUGUACAAAAGGCAUCAAAAAGACAACCCGGUACAUCGGGUCGUUUGCACCGAACGGUGACCGGAGAAUGGGUCUGGUCGUCAGAGGAAGAAGAUAGUGGCGGAUCGAGCGGUGACGAAGGCGCCAAAGAAACGUUGCCGGUCAACACGAUUGAAAAGGCUAGCAGUGACGAAGACGCCGGCGAACCCGACGAAUACUAUGGUCAAAUCAAGGUAGCACCGAGUCAAGUCGCGAUACCAGCUACUGAGCAAAAUGUUCCUAUAAAUUUGGUACUCAGAUUACGAAAUGAAAGACGAGAGCUUAACGACAUUAGGUUCGAAUUCACCGUCGGAGUGGACUCGGCGCAAGGAAUCGCAGCGGAACUCGUCGCUGCAGGUCUAGUCGAUGGUAAGGAUGUUGUGGUGAUAGCAGCGAAUCUGAAAAAAUUGAUAGAAAGUGGAGGACAAUUACGGACAGUUACAUUUUCCUUGAAUUCGGGCUAUGCGGUGAACGAAAUACCAGAUGACAAGGCGUUAAUAGGAUUUGCUCAGAUCUCUCUCACUGAUUGAACAAUUUCGAUUACCGUAUAACUUCAUUUCUGAACUCUCAGGAUAAUGUUCUUAAUUGAUGCACAUUCACCAUCUGUUAAGAUCCAGAGAGUAUCAAAAGCUAACGACGAAUCAGCUAGAUAUUAUUUUCGAGAUAAAUUAUAUCAUAGAUGGUAAAAAAGAAGUUUGGAACACAUAUACAGAAACACAUGUAAGUUUGUUUCAUCGUUGAAUAUUUGCAAGUUUAGCUUUUGACACUUUCGUUUCUUUCAGACAAUUUUAACAAUUAAAACGUUAGUUGCAGAAUGUAGGUAAUCGAAAUAGAUAUUUGUUACAACACAUCAGUAGUAACAAACUGUGCUCAAGCGUGUCUGAUAACAUCAUCAGUGUUCAUAUGCGGAGGCAAUCAUAAACGGGGCAGAUAAAAAUAUUAUCAUUCACAUACUGGCUUAAAAGCAUACACUUACUCUAAUCAAUAAUGGCUGUAGUUUUACAUAACCGAAUUGUAUCAUUCGUAUUGCAUCAGUCUAUGUAAAUAUUAGCAUUCAAUCAUUUGUUGUUUUCAGUUUUCUUCUUUAUGAUUAAUGUAUCAAAUGGGAUAAAGAGAUACAUACUGUGAAAUGCGAUAUUUCAUAUAAGCGAACUUAGAGGAUCAAAGAGAACGCUUGAUAAUCUAAUUUAUUUGCCCGAAAUAUAAGCUGUUUCUCUUGAAUAGUAAAGCUUUAGUUACAUAAAGAAAAAAUUUGUUUGUGCUGAGAACAUAGAAUCAUGUCCAUGUUUCAUGUACAGAUUAUCCGUGUAUAUCUUAUGCUUUAUGCUAGGAAAAAGAUAUAGAGAAUGUUGGAAUAAAAUAAAACUCUUUUGUACUUAAUUAAAUAGACUUACGAUAGCAAAUUAAUAUUUUCACAGUUUUUAGACGUAGCGAGAUAGAGAGAUCGAAAAAUUUUUACCUCGUACGUCUCGAAAAUGUUUAAUCAAUCUCUUUAUAAAAUUUAUUAGAAAAAAAUGGAUAAAAUCAGAAUCACAUACAACAACAGUUUAACGCAAUCUAUACUUUACGGUUUCACAUAUACAGUGUUCAUCAUUUCUACAUUCUUGUAUCUACUGGAAAUUGUAAGGAUAUAUAUUUGCGAUGUUUUUAUCAUUUCUUAUAUUUACAAAUUGUAAAAGUUGAGUUUUAUGACAAAAAGAUAAAUAAUUAU
Messenger RNA from Formica exsecta, 4517 nucleotides. RefSeq names its product serine/threonine-protein kinase OSR1-like. Lineage: Eukaryota; Metazoa; Arthropoda; Insecta; Hymenoptera; Formicidae. The record is from RefSeq and is a predicted model, not a curated record. The transcript is spliced from 11 exons. Gene Ontology annotation, biological process: protein phosphorylation. The coding region runs from base 1279 to 3336 and encodes 685 amino acids. Gene Ontology annotation, molecular function: ATP binding; protein serine/threonine kinase activity.